Molecule: messenger RNA, 2377 nt
Organism: Carica papaya (papaya)
Lineage: Eukaryota; Viridiplantae; Streptophyta; Magnoliopsida; Brassicales; Caricaceae
Product: E3 ubiquitin-protein ligase COP1
Biological process (GO): proteasome-mediated ubiquitin-dependent protein catabolic process
Molecular function (GO): ubiquitin protein ligase activity; protein binding
Source: RefSeq, a predicted model, not a curated record
UAAAUAGAAACCGCCGGCCUACCGACGUGGGCCGUUUUCCCCCUCACAAAAAAUCCUUCCGUCACAUUUUCUGUAGUAAAAAUGUCCUCGGCACACAGACUUUCAUCGCUCAAAGCACACGCCAUUUUGGUCUCCUUCUUCUUCUUCUUCUUCUUCUGUACGGAGACCUCCAUUGACUCAUACAGAGUCAGCUCUGCUUCUCACACCAACCAAACAAAAAGCAACUUACAAGCAAAACGACAGAAAUGGGAGAGAGCUCCUUGUGCGCAGCAGCAGUGCUGGUUCCCGCCGUGAAAUCGGAGCUAUCGCCUCUAUCUCCAAUGCCUUCGCAUGGAAUCGCCUUGCUUCCGCUGCCGCCGUUGGAAGAUUGGAUUAAGGUGGAAACGGAGGAGGAGGAGGAGGAAGGGGUAGACAAGGAUAUGUUUUGUCCGAUAUGCAUGCAGAUCAUAACGGACGCGUUCCUCACGGCAUGCGGCCAUAGCUUCUGCUACAUGUGCAUCGUCACUCACCUCCAUAACAAGAACGAUUGUCCUUGUUGCUCUCGUUACCUUACUCCAAGCAAUAUCUUCCCUAAUUUAUUGCUUAACAAGUUACUGGAGAAAAAUUCAGCUCGGAAAAUAGCAAAGACUGCAUCUCCUGUUGAACAUCUUCGUCAGGCACUACAACAGGGUCGUGAAGUCUCAGUUAAGGAGCUAGAUGGAUUGUUGUCUCUCCUUGCAGAGAAGAAGAGAAAAAUGGAGCAAGAAGAAGCUGAGAAAAAUAUGCAGAUUUUACUUAAUUUCUUGCAUUGUCUUAGGCGGCAAAAGCUUCAAGAGCUCAAUGAGAUCCAAGCUGAUCUUCACUAUGUUACGGAGGACCUAGAUGCAGUAGAGAGGCAUAGAAGGGAAUUAUACAGAACAAAAGAAAGAUGCUUGGUAGAGCACAUGAUGCUUGAUAACUCUGUUGGAGCUAGACCCUUGCAAUCAAUGGUCGAUAAGAAUAGCAAUGGCAAUGUUCCUGGUUCAUACAGCAGACUUAGUUCUGGAAAUGUGCUGAAAAAGAAGGCUGAUGAAAAGGCUCAAGUGGUUUCUCAGGGCAUGCAAAUAAGGGAUACUUAUAGUGGACCAGACACACAAUUUGUUUCUCAAGAAGGUUUUGCAAGGAAAACGCAGAUCUUUGCACAGUUUAACGACCUGCAAGAGUGUUAUCUACAAAAGCGGCGGCAAUGGUUGAGACAAUCACAUAACCAUGUAGAUAGGGACACAAAAGCCAUAAGCAGAGAAGGUUAUAAUCCUGGCCUUGAGGAUUUCCAGUCAGUACUGCAUUCAUUUACCCAAUACAGUCAUUUGAGGGUUAUUUCUGAAAUUCGACAUGAGGAUCUUUUCCACUCUGCCAAUGUUGUUUCAAGUAUAGAAUUUGAUCGUGAUGGUGAGCUUUUUGCCGCUGCUGGAGUUUCAAGGCGCAUUAAAGUUUUUGACUUUUCCUCAGUGGUGAAUGAACCAUUAGAUGUGCAUUGUCCAAUUGUAGAAAUAUCUGCAAGAUCUAAACUUAGUUGCCUGAGCUGGAACAAGCACACCAAAAACAAUAUUGCUAGUAGUGAUUACGAAGGAAUAGUAACAAUCUGGGAUGUGACUACUCGCCAGAGUGUGAUGGAAUAUGAGGAGCAUGAGAAACGUGCCUGGAGUGUUGAUUUUUCACAGACAGAACCUUCAAUGCUUGUGUCUGGAAGUGAUGACAGCAAGGUUAAAGUUUGGUGCACAAAACAGGAAGCAAGUGUUCUCAACAUUGACAUGAAAGCAAAUAUUUGUUCUGUCAAAUAUAAUCCUGGAUCCAGCAUUUAUGUGGCGGUAGGUUCUGCUGAUCAUCAGAUUCAUUAUUAUGACUUGAGAAACAUCAGCCGACCACUUUUUGUGUUCAGUGGGCACAGGAAAGCUGUGUCAUAUGUGAAGUUUUUGUCGAACAACGAACUGGCUUCUGCAUCCACUGACAACACCUUGUGCUUAUGGGACGUGAAGGAAAAUCUGCCACUACGCACUUUUAGAGGUCACACAAAUGAGAAGAAUUUUGUGGGUCUCUCGGUGAAUAGUGAAUACAUUGCUUGCGGCAGUGAAACCAAUGAAGUAUAUGUUUACCACAAGGCCAUCUCCAAACCUCUAACUUUCCACAGAUUCGGAUCUGAGAUCGAAGAUGGUGAUGAUGACAUGGGGACAGGAUCUUACUUCAUUAGUGCUGUGUGUUGGAAGAGUGAAAGCCCAUUAAUGUUAACUGCAAACAGUCAAGGAACAAUUAAAGUGCUUGUACUUGCAGCCUGAACGGUACAAUAAGAACAUGCUUCUGAAAUUCUCAUCCAUGAUAUUUAAUGACGAAAAAUCAAAUUGGUAGCUAAUUCACCAUGAAA